UUCCUAGUCUUGUCACUCGUGUGGUAAAAGAGCCAAACAAAGCUCGCACCUAGCUACGUAAGUAGUGCCUUCGCCGAAACCCUUACCUAACCAAUGGCACGGUACUCACACGCCUGGCUCCCGCUUCUUCUUCUCGCAUGUGCCCUUGUGCAGAGCUCUUACGGCUCGAGACCAUCUCCCCGGGAGCCGCAGAUGGCCGGGGUCCCGUCUCCGACGAUGGUUCACGGCGCCGCCGAACCACGCUCCCGCGAAGACAGGGCGACCAAAGUCCGGCCCCCGACGGAGAAGGGUGCGACUGGUCAUGAUGGAGCAAACGCUGAUGGUGGUGGUGAUGGUGUUGUGUCGUCGGAGCAGAGGAAGGGUUCAGGGCCGCCGGUGCUGCAGACGGCAUUGGGAAGGAUGCUGGGUUCGAAGCUGGCGCGGCGAGUGCUGGGAGGGGAGAUGGAGGACUCUGCGGCCGGGCCGUCGUGCCACUCCAACAACGCGCACAUCACCUGUGCACCGCCGGCACAGCACUGACCGGGCCGGGUGCUUCUUCUUGCUGUAGUCUGGCAGCACGAGCUAGCUAGUCCCAGCUGAUUCCUUCGUCCCUUGAUGAUGCUUCCCUGUAAAUUAACAGUAGCUCUUUCGAUCUUGUUCUUCAAAAAAUG
Messenger RNA from Triticum aestivum (bread wheat), 650 nucleotides. RefSeq lists its product as uncharacterized. The coding region runs from base 94 to 519 and encodes 141 amino acids. The record is from RefSeq and is a predicted model, not a curated record. The transcript has a single exon. NCBI's taxonomy places the organism in Eukaryota, Viridiplantae, Streptophyta, Magnoliopsida, Poales, Poaceae.